Messenger RNA from Aegilops tauschii subsp. strangulata, 4556 nucleotides. RefSeq names its product ABC transporter B family member 1. Gene Ontology annotation, cellular component: mitochondrial inner membrane. Gene Ontology annotation, molecular function: ABC-type oligopeptide transporter activity; ATP binding; ATP hydrolysis activity. Gene Ontology annotation, biological process: oligopeptide export from mitochondrion. Lineage: Eukaryota; Viridiplantae; Streptophyta; Magnoliopsida; Poales; Poaceae. The record is from RefSeq and is a predicted model, not a curated record.
AGGAGAAGCAGCAGCCUCUGCCAGUCCCACACACACACGCACUUGACAAGACGAGACGGAGGCGCGAAACAGAGGAGAGGAGAGCAGAGCAGAGGGAUAGGGAGGGAGGAGUUGUCCGGCUCCCCCUCCGUGCCUUGCCGUCCCGAUGUCUAGCGACCCUGAAGAGAUCAAGGCUCGCGUCGUCGUCCACGGCGCCGGCGCCGACGCCAACGCCGCCGACGAGUGGGCCCGCCCGGAGCUCGAGGCCUUCCACCUCCCCUCCACCUCCCAGCCCCCGCACUUGUUCCACCCACCGCACCCAGAGCCAGAAGCAGCAGAGCAAUCCACGCCAGCACCGGCCGUGGCAGCAGCUACCGGCACCAACAAUGCGUCUGGUUCCCCCCCUCCUCCUCGCUCGCCGCCUCCCGCGCCACUGGAGACGGAGCAGCUUCCGCCCAAUGCCAAGCCGCCUGCCGACGAGAAGCCGCCCCCUCCGGCGCCGGCGGCCGCCCUGCGCGACUUGUUCCGCUUCGCCGACGGCCUAGAUCGCGUCCUCAUGGCCGUGGGCACGCUCGGCGCCCUCGUCCACGGCUGCUCCCUCCCCGUCUUCCUCCGCUUCUUCGCCGACCUCGUCGACUCCUUCGGCUCCCACGCCGACGACCCGGACACCAUGGUCCGCCUCGUCGUCAAGUACGCCUUCUACUUCCUCGUCGUGGGCGCCGCCAUCUGGGCGUCGUCCUGGGCCGAGAUUUCCUGCUGGAUGUGGACCGGCGAGCGGCAGUCCACCCGGAUGCGGAUCCGGUACCUCCAGGCGGCGCUCAAGCAGGACGUCUCCUUCUUCGACACCGACGUGCGCACCUCCGACGUCAUCUAUGCCAUCAACGCCGACGCUGUCAUCGUCCAGGACGCCAUCAGCGAGAAGCUCGGCAACCUCAUCCACUACAUGGCCACCUUCGUGGCCGGCUUCGUCGUCGGCUUCACCGCAGCGUGGCAGCUCGCGCUCGUCACGCUGGCCGUCGUGCCGCUCAUCGCCGUCAUCGGCGGCCUCACCGCCGCCACCAUGGGCAAGCUCUCCUCCAAGAGCCAGGACGCGCUGUCCAGCGCCAGCAACAUCGCGGAGCAGGCCCUGUCGCAGAUACGGAUCGUGCAGUCGUUCGUGGGUGAGCAGCGGGUGGCGCAGGCCUACUCGGCGGCGCUAGCCGUGGCGCAGAGCAUCGGCUACCGGAACGGCUUUGCCAAGGGCCUCGGGCUGGGCGGCACCUACUUCACCGUCUUCUGCUGCUACGCUCUGCUCCUCUGGUACGGCGGGCACCUCGUUCGCGGCCACCACACCAACGGCGGGCUGGCCAUCGCCACCAUGUUCUCCGUCAUGAUCGGCGGACUCGGUCUUGGGCAGUCGGCGCCGAGCAUGGCGGCGUUUGCCAAGGCGAGGGUUGCGGCCGCGAAGAUCUUCCGUAUCAUCGACCACACGCCAGGCAUCACCAAGGAAGGCGUGGAGCUGGAGUCGGUGACGGGGCGGCUGGAGCUGAGGAACGUGGAGUUCGCGUACCCGUCCCGGCCGGACACGCCGAUUCUGCGCCGCUUCUCUCUAAGCGUACCGGCCGGGAAGACGAUCGCUCUGGUUGGCAGCUCUGGCUCCGGGAAGAGUACGGUGGUGUCGCUGAUCGAGAGGUUCUACGACCCGAGUUCAGGGCAAAUCAUGCUUGACGGUGUUGAGCUCAAGGAUCUGAAGCUGCGGUGGCUGCGGUCGCAGAUCGGCCUGGUGAGCCAGGAGCCGGCGCUGUUCGCGACGAGCAUCAGGGAGAACCUGCUGCUUGGGAGGGAGGAGGCGAGCCAGGUGGAGAUGGAGGAGGCCGCCAGGGUCGCCAACGCCCACUCCUUCAUCAUCAAGCUCCCCGACGGCUACGACACGCAGGUGGGGGAGCGCGGCCUGCAGCUCUCCGGCGGCCAGAAGCAGCGGAUCGCCAUUGCCCGUGCGAUGCUCAAGAACCCGGCCAUCCUCCUCCUGGACGAGGCCACCAGCGCGCUGGACUCCGAGUCGGAGAAGCUCGUGCAGGAGGCGCUGGACCGCUUCAUGAUCGGCCGCACCACCCUGGUCAUCGCGCACAGGCUCUCCACCAUCCGCAAGGCCGACCUCGUCGCCGUCCUGCAGGCUGGCGCCGUGUCCGAGAUGGGCGCGCACGACGACCUCAUGGCCAGAGGGGACAGCGGCGCGUACGCCAAGCUCAUCCGCAUGCAGGAGCAGGCGCACGAGGCGGCCCUCGUCAGCGCCAGGAGGAGCAGCGCAAGGCCCUCCAGCGCCCGCAACUCCGUCAGCUCACCCAUCAUGAUGCGCAACUCCUCCUACGGCCGCUCGCCCUACUCCCGCCGCCUCUCCGACUUCUCCACCGCCGACUUCAGCCUGUCCGUCAUACAUGACCCAGCCGCCCACCGGAUGGGCAUGGGCAUGGGAAUGGGAAUGGAGAAGCUGGCGUUCCGUGCGCAGGCCAGCUCCUUCUGGCGGCUGGCCAAGAUGAACUCGCCCGAGUGGGGCUACGCGCUCGCCGGCUCCGUGGGGUCCAUGGUAUGCGGCUCCUUCAGCGCCAUCUUCGCCUACAUCCUCAGCGCGGUGCUCAGCAUCUACUACACGCCGGACCCGAGGCACAUGGACCGGGAGAUCGCCAAGUACUGCUACCUCCUCAUCGGCAUGUCCUCCGCCGCGCUGCUCUUCAACACCGUGCAGCACCUCUUCUGGGACACGGUGGGCGAGAACCUCACCAAGCGCGUGCGCGAGAAGAUGCUCACGGCGGUGCUCCGCAACGAGAUGGCCUGGUUCGACAUGGAGGCCAAUGCCAGCGCGCACAUCGCUGCCAGGCUCGCGCUGGACGCCCAGAACGUGCGCUCCGCCAUCGGGGACCGCAUCUCCAUCAUCGUGCAGAACUCGGCGCUUAUGCUCGUCGCCUGCACGGCCGGGUUCGUCCUGCAGUGGCGCCUCGCGCUCGUGCUCCUCGCCGUCUUCCCACUCGUCGUCGGCGCCACCGUCCUGCAGAAGAUGUUCAUGAAGGGUUUCUCGGGUGACCUGGAAGCCGCGCACGCCAAGGCGACGCAGAUUGCGGGGGAGGCGGUGGCCAACGUGCGCACCGUGGCGGCGUUCAACUCGGAGGACAAGAUCACGAGGCUCUUCGAGGCCAACCUGCAGAGGCCGCUCCGGCGCUGCUUCUGGAAGGGCCAGAUCGCCGGCAUCGGCUACGGUGUGGCGCAGUUCCUGCUGUACGCGUCCUACGCGCUGGGCCUGUGGUACGCUGCGUGGCUGGUGAAGCACGGCGUCUCCGACUUCUCCAAGACCAUCCGCGUCUUCAUGGUGCUCAUGGUCUCCGCCAACGGUGCCGCCGAGACGCUGACGCUGGCGCCGGACUUCAUCAAGGGCGGGCGGGCCAUGCAGUCGGUGUUCGAGACCAUCGACCGCAAGACGGAGAUCGAGCCCGACGACGUGGACGCCGCAGCCGUCCCCGAGCGGCCCAGGGGCGACGUGGAGUUGAAGCACGUCGACUUCUCGUACCCGUCGCGGCCGGACGUUCAGGUGUUCCGGGACCUGAGCCUCCGCGCCCGCGCAGGCCGGACGCUGGCGCUGGUGGGGCCCAGCGGGUGCGGCAAGAGCUCCGUGCUGGCGCUCAUCCAGCGCUUCUACGAGCCCAGCUCCGGGCGCGUGCUCCUGGACGGCAAGGACAUCCGCAAGUACAACCUCAAGGCGCUGCGGCGAGUGGUGGCCAUGGUGCCGCAGGAGCCGUUUCUUUUCGCCGGCACCAUCCACGACAACAUCGCCUACGGCCGCGAGGGCGCUACCGAGGCGGAGGUGGUGGAGGCGGCAACGCAGGCCAACGCGCACAAGUUCGUGUCGGCGCUGCCGGAAGGGUACAAGACGUGCGUCGGGGAGCGCGGGGUGCAGCUGUCGGGAGGGCAGCGCCAGCGGAUCGCCAUCGCGCGAGCGCUGGUGAAGCAGGCGGCCAUCAUGCUGCUGGACGAGGCGACGAGUGCGCUGGACGCCGAGUCGGAGCGGUGCGUGCAGGAGGCGCUGGACCGGGCCGGGUCAGGGUCAGGGCGAACGACCAUCGUGGUGGCGCACCGCCUGGCCACGGUGCGGAACGCGCACACCAUCGCGGUCAUCGACGACGGCAAGGUGGUGGAGCAAGGGUCGCACUCGCACCUGCUCAACCAUCACCCCGACGGAUGCUACGCGCGGAUGCUGCAGCUGCAGCGCCUCACGCCCCACACCCUUGCCGUGCCCGGACCCGGACCCUCUGCAUCCAACGUUUGAUACAUCUUCCAUGCACGGUUCCACUCGCGUUUUGCUUUAGGAUCUUCUUUUCUUCUAAAAAAUUUGUUGCUGGCUGGCGGGAGGAGGGUGGUCACAAUUGACAAGCCGUAUGUGCUGCCAAUGCCAUGAUCCGUAUUACACACCACAAGAGAAUCCAAUUCAUCCUCCACUUGUCCGCGGACCACAUAGGCUCGACCCCUCAUGUGUCGGUCCACGUGACGGUGGCCCUAUUUCUCAAACCCCCGCCCGAUCAAUACACAUUUUUUCUCCUCUUGGCACUUUA